This is a messenger RNA of Ceraceosorus bombacis, 1222 nucleotides long. Lineage: Eukaryota; Fungi; Basidiomycota; Exobasidiomycetes; Ceraceosorales; Ceraceosoraceae. The record is from the annotation of a GenBank genome assembly.
AUGUCAACGCCACUGCCCGAUCCCUCCAGUCUCCCUGCUCCAACUCCUCCCGCACCCGGCUCCAGCGCCAACGAAGCAGGACCUAGUGGACCAACGUACCACCCCUCCUUCUCAAGCAACUCAGAUGACCACGCUCAGGUCGUGCCUUCCAUCCAUGCCGAUGGCGCUGGCAGAGGACACAGAAGCAGGGUAGGUGCUCGACAAGAAGACGAUCUCGAUGAAGAUGCAGAAGAGGACGACGACGCCAUCUUCGAACAGCUCGAGCAAGAGGCUGACUCAUUGAGCGGAGAAUGGAAGGAGAAGCGGUUGCGACAGAUGAGAGAAGAGUGAGUUCAAUGAUACGACUUGACAAUGCGUCAACGUCUCCCAUAGGAACGUCUGUGGUGCCGGCGUCACAUUGCAGCAGCCCGCGAUUGUAGUCGGUCGCUGCUGUAUCACCACACUCCCUCCGGCUGGCUCGCAUCUCGUCCUCGUCGACGCAUCAUUCACCUGCCAAUCCUCAUCAAGCUCUUUCUUCCAUCCACAGAGCAGCUGAGAAGGCCCUAUUCGCUCAGUCAACCGAUGCGCACGGCAAGUUCACCGAGCCUAGCUCAGAGAAAGACCUCAUGCGCCAACUGGCCGAAAACGACGGCGUCGUCGUUCACUUCUACAAGGCCGACUUCAAACGCUGCGGUAUUGUCGAUAGGCACCUUGACGUGAGUUGCCAUCAGCCUUCGCAGCUUUCCUCGCGCUUCCAUCCGCCGCUGGCGCUGGCUGACAUUGCAGCACGCGGCACUUUUCGGCACCACAGUUCCUCGCGCCUCUGCAUCCACGCACCCUCUUCCUCAAAAUCAGCGUCUUCAACUCGCCUUUUCUGGUACACAAGCUCAGCAUUCAGACGCUUCCAUGCAUCGUUCUGUUUGGCUCAGGCGGCAAAGUCCUCGACCAGAUCGUGGGCUUCGAAGACCUCGGCAAUAAAGACGAAUUCGGUACUGGCGUCUUGGAAUGGAGACUCGGGCGAGCUGGUAAGUCGCGCUGCACGCUGGGCGUCGAAGCUAAGCGCGCGCGUUUGCGGCAUCUCUUGGUACGGAGUCACGUGAUUUGUCUUUGUCGCCUAACUGACCUUCGCAACCUUCGCGUGAUAGGUAUUUUGACGCCGAGAGCUAAGCAACAAGCAAGUCAGCCUGUCCUGGGCUUCGGCUCAACAAAUCGCAGCCGGGCUAACGACGAUGAUUGGGAUUAG